Microthlaspi erraticum is the source of this 1485-nucleotide messenger RNA. The record is from the annotation of a GenBank genome assembly. NCBI's taxonomy places the organism in Eukaryota, Viridiplantae, Streptophyta, Magnoliopsida, Brassicales, Brassicaceae.
AUGGAUGAGAAAGCUGAUACCUUUCUCUCUGUUUCAUCAAACCCUUAUUCAUCUUAUUAUCCAACAGACGACAACUUUGACCUGAACAACACGUCGUUCCGUCAUCCCACCUUACUUCUCUUUUUCUGUCUCCUCUCCGCCAUCUUGUUCGUCUUUAUUUUGCUUCACCUUCUCAUCAGAUUAAUACUCAGACCCACAACAGAGCUUGACGACGCCUACGAUGAAGAGAAUGCUACUGUUCUACACGGUCGGCUACAGACAUUUCUCAAUAUCCGUAGCUCAGGAGUUGACCAAUCCUUCAUCGAUGCAUUGCCCUUGUUUCAUUACAAGACCAUAAUUGGUCUUCGCCACGACGUCCCCUUUGAUUGUCCUGUCUGUCUCUCCGAAUUCAAACCGGAAGACGAGCUCCGGCUCUUACCGAAAUGCAGCCAUGCAUUUCACGUGGACUGCAUCGACAGGUGGCUCCUCACAAACUCGACAUGUCCUCUCUGCAGAGACGAUCUCCUCCUCGGCCUUACCGCUUCUUUCUCCCCUGAUGUUCUUCUGGUUGAGUCUAUUGGUGAAAGUUUCCAAGACUCUGGUUCGCAUCUCGGUUCGACCCGUUUCGAUGAUAUCCGGACGAUAUCAGGUGAAAUCUCGGAUCAAAACGAUGAAUCCAAGCCAGAGAAUGAUGAAAAAGUUGUUCUUGUUAAGCUAGGAAAGUUCAAGAACAUUGAUACAAAUAAAACAGAGGACAACAACAAUGGUGGCAUAAGAAGAUGGUUUUCAAUGGGAGAUAUUGAGUAUGUAAUGCCUGAAGACACUUUCUUGCAAAUUCAUGUAGCAAUGAAAAAGAAGCAGCCUGUUUUGUCUCAAGGUCCAAUAAAAUCGGUAUUCAUCGAAAGGGCAAAUCAUAAUCGAAAGGAGAAUUUUUCCAUACCUAAGAAGACUUGGCGAACAAGUUUCAAUGAGAUCAGGGGUUUGGCGGGAAGAAGGGCCUACUCUUUUAGGUUUCCGGCGAAGCUGAGUGGCUCUGGUGAUGUUGGCAUGGGUUUGGCGGGAAGAAGGGCCUACUCUUUUAGGUUUCCGGCGAAGCUGAGCGGCUCUGGUGAUGUUGGCAUGGCGAAGGAUGAUAAUUAUUUGGCGACAUCGGAUACUAAUAGUCAUUCUUUUACGAGAAGUAAUGUGUUUUGGUCUUUCUGGGGGCAAGAAAAAGUUUCGAACUCUUCUUUCUUUGCGAGUGAUUGUGUGUCCGGAGUGCAAGAAGUGAUGAAGAUGGAGAAGUGCAAGAAGGUCAAGCACCAAAGUCGCAAAGGAAGAAAGGAAAAACUGAAGUGUCGAGAAACUUGCAUGAGAAGAAACCUCGGCAUUCUUCGUAGGAUUGUACCAGGUUGUGAAGUGGUGGACGACGAGGAAGCCUUGAUCCUCAAGUCAAUUCAACAUCUCAUGCUUCUCAAAUCUCAGGUUACUUUUCUUAGAAAGCUAGCUGAUGUAUGUGGUGUCUAA